AUGUUGGAACAUUGGACGCCACGGUUAGCUUUUCAUAGUGAACGUUACCUGACUGAGAGUAUGUCUGGUGAUUGUUCUAUUUCGGAUCAAUGUGACAAAUCAGUGACUAUUUAUCAGACUGAAGAAGAAAAUUUAGAGACAAUGGAAACAGAAACGAUACUUGAAGAAUUUGUAAGAUUGAAGUUAAAACAAAGCUCGGGCAUUAUUCAACGCCGGCGAACUUCGACUGAUAUGGAAACGCAAGCCCUGAUCGGUCGUCUUAUAGAAAUAUCAAAUGAAUUGGAAGCUCAGUAUGGUGAAAGAUUGAAUCGCGAUGCUGAAAUGUGGAUAAAGUCAGCUACAUAUGAUAAAUUCUUGCAGAUUGCAAAAGGAGUUUUUUCCGAUGGAAUUAUUAACUGGUCACGCAUUGUAGUUCUGUUCAUGUUUGCUGUCAAAGUAGUAUUCAAUGCUGUUUCCAAGGGUUUUAAUGGUCUUGCAAGUGAAGUGAUACGAUUCGUUGUUAAAUUUAUAUUUAUCCAUGGCAUAUACAAAUGGGUGCAAAGUCAUGGCGGCUGGGUAGCUGUUUUACGCGAAUACACUCCACGUUCUAAUUCAAGUGGUCUAUUAGUAUUUGGUCUUACUUUAUUAAUUGUUUGUUUAUUAUUAUCAAGAAAGAUUUAGUCUACUGCACUUUUUGUAUUAUGGAUAGAAAACCAAAUUGAUGUACAAGCAGACAUAGGAUAGACCGAAAGUGAUUCGUAAAGGAUUAUGAGAUUUGAUAGUUUGAGAGUUUUUUUUUUUAAUUUCUCUACUCAGUACACACAAAACCAGGGCACCGACUGAGCAUUUCAGGUUUCUCUUUGAAGUAUAUGUAUGCAACUGUUAAGACUAUAAAAUUGUGGUUACGAUAAUCAUCUCUGUCUGUUCAUAUUUAUGCAUAUUGACGUAUUCUUGUACCUAUAUGAAUAAAUUUUCCCCUCGUUGUUGUUGUGGUCUUACUAUCAGUUUUGGAUCUUUUGCUUGAUGCAUUUGUGUAUAUGUGUGCUGGUAUGGAACUCGUAUCUGCUAACGAAUAUCUUUGCCACUUAUAAGUUUCUUUCGAAAUGAGGAAUAAGUAAACAAUCUCCAACCUAAUGUGCCUUGUUUACUAACUCUGAGGCUGUUGAAGAACUUUUUUUUAUUUGUCUUAGGUCAAAUUAUUGUUGCAUCAUCCAUCGGUUUUUUGUUGUUCUCUUACCCUAUGUAUAUUUUCCUGUAUAUCCCACCUCUCAUAGUUAUUUCGCUAAUCAUUUGCUCUCACUUGUGUUGUUUGUCGAAAUUCUCCGUUGUCUAUUGCCUUUUUCCCGUGGUGAUUAUUCAGCCACCCAUUAGUUUUAUUCUAGUAACAUAUCAGGUUAAAGUUUUCUCAUGUUAAUUGCGCAUUCUAUCAUUCGUUACACGACGCAUAGAAAAAACUUUGUUGUUCCUCUUUUUAUUUAUCAAAAAAAAGGAGUUAAUCUCUAUGCUGUAUUUAUUUUUCUCCCUAUAUCCAGUGUAAAUUAUGACUUCAUUGUACAUAUCGAUUUAAAUAUUUGUUUGAAGUUACUUGUCGUUUUAAUCUUUUAAAAUCUUAAGUAGCCAUGAAAGAAAAUGGAUGGAAAGUUUGUCUUAUGAAUUACAACAGGGAUGCCAGUUCAAUUCCAUAUUAAACUGUUUAUUUGAUAUGGUCAUAUAUUGAUGCAGUAUCACUUGCUGGAUGACAUUUCGAGUAGAACGUAUUGUUCAUAUUCAUAUCAAAGUAAUUAUACGACUUUCAAAAUUCCCUUUAUGUAUUUCAACAGUUUUUCACUCUUUUAUCUUAAUGGUAGUAAAAUUUUCCAGAUAUCUG
This is a messenger RNA of Heterobilharzia americana, 1846 nucleotides long. The record is from the annotation of a GenBank genome assembly. Lineage: Eukaryota; Metazoa; Platyhelminthes; Trematoda; Strigeidida; Schistosomatidae.